CUCCAUAUCAUGGGGCUGUCAGAAUCCACACUUUUAAAAUCACUUUUAACAAUCCGGUAAUUAUUUACCCAAGUUGGUGUUUUUUCCAGAAAGGCUAGGAGUUUCUUUUUACUUAUAUAAUAACAUGAUUAUAAAAGCAUAAAAAAUAGGUAACAAACCCAUUACUGAGUAAUUCGAAACCACCUAAAUACGGCUUAUGAGAUGUCAGCGAAAGUAGAUCCGACUGUAAAAUAUUUUUUAUUAUCAACAAUGUUAAUUGUAAUAAAACAUAUUGAGCAAAUUUUACAACUAUUUAAUAUUAUUUAACUAUUUUUGAAUAAGUAAAGUCACUUAUUAAAUAACUGAAUUUUACGACCAUAAAUAUGAAUUAUUUUGACAAUAUUCUCUUAAUUACCAUUCAAUUGCUUUAAGGUUUCGACAUAUUAACAAUCAGUUUCAAACGGUAAUUACCUAAAGGAGGGUCAUCGUUAACUUUCGAUAACAUUUUCAUUUGUCGGUUGUACUUAGCGUCUUCGAGAUGUCGUCGAAAGUCGUUACGGAAACCGUCCAGGAUAAUGGAAAAGACCAACUUUCUAAUUCGAGGGAAAUUGAUUGGUUAAAGGUACUUUUUCAAAUUCAAGUAACAUUGUCGGCCCUGUGUGCUUUUAGUUUCAUUAUAUAUGAUUCUUAUUGGACUACAAUAUUUUUUGGACUCACACUUACUUUCCUUGGACACAUAGGCGUCGCUGCAGGGGCUCACAGACUAUGGGCCCACCAGUCGUACAUAGCAAAUCGUCCACUAAGAUUUUUCUUAAUGUUGUGUCAAACUUUAUCAGGCACAGGUUCAAUAUAUGACUGGGUUCGAUGGCACAGAUUACACCACAAAUAUUUUGGUGCAGACCUGGAUCCCUACAAUCCCUCAAAAGGUUUUUUCUAUGCCCAUGUACAUAGCACAGUACUUAGGCUGAGUCCAGCACAAGAAAGGGCACUCAAAAACAUUGAUAUGAGCGAUAUCGAAGAUGAUGCAAUUGUUAUGUUUCAGAAAAAGUGGUAUAUUGCUAUGUAUUUGAUAAUAACGCUUCUACUACCAAUCAACGCACCGGCAGAAUACUGGGGUGAAAGUCUCUAUUCCUCCAUUUUCAUUUUAGGAUGGUUAAGAGGUACCAUUAAUCUCAACCUUUGUUGGUUAAUCAAUAGUGCUACGAAAAUUUGGGGACUUGAACCAGGAGAAAAAUACCCAUGCGAUACAAAUCUGGUCUUUAUCCUGAACAAGAGUAACUGGCUCUCAUAUCAUUAUAUAGCACCAUGGGACUACCAGACAAGUGAAUACGGUCAGUACGGUUCGGAUACCGUUUCGAAAUUCAUCAGAAUUUGUGAGGUGUUAGAAUGUGCUUCAGAUUUAAAAACAAUCGACAGCGAUACUGUCAGAAAAGCUUUAACAAUAUCAGUUGUAGAAAAGAGAAACAUCACGGAAUGUCUCUUGGAGUUGUGCGACUACUCGCAGAAGAAACCAAAUUUACUUUAACAAAUUAAAAUGUAUUAAAACUGCAAUUUUUGAAAUGUAAUUAAAAGCGAAAUUUAAUUUAUAUUAUGCAAAUAUAGAUGUAACAUUAUUUACAGAUUUUAGGGGUAUAUUUUUUACAUUAAAAGUAUUUUGGGAGAAUCAUUGUAAAUAAAUAUCCACCAAUUAAUGUGUAACAAAAUUUAGAAAGCCGCGGUCAAAACAUACAUCCCACUUUUGAGAAUAAUCGUUUUUAAAAAUAUUUAAAUAUUAAUAAAGAGUAUAUUUUUUUUUUAAUUGAUUUAGAAAAUAUUUAAUAUGAUAAAAAAAACCACAAAACUUUUCGAACUUUUAUUCAAAUAAAUCUUUAUUUUCAUUCUUUAUCUUUUUAACAUUAUCGUUUUGGUCUGAGAUUUUGAAAAAAUAUUUUUAAACUUGUAAUAUUUAUUAUGUUUUAAUGGAUUUGUGCCAUUUUUUUCUAUUUAAAAAAGUAGUUAUCAAAAUAUUAGAGUAACAUUUGAGUAAGAAUUGACAAAAAGUGUAACAGAAAAAUAUAUAUAGGUACCUGAAACAAAACAUUUUAAUUAUGUAUUUGAAACAAUAUAGUUUUUGUUAGAGUUCCUAAUUUUUGUUAUAACAAAUGAAUUACCUAAAUAAUGAGUAGAACAAAUAUAUUUAUUUAAAAAUAACUGUAUUAUAUUAUAUAGGUCCUUUACCAUUCUGAUAGGUAGUUAUAUUAUAUGGUAGAUACCAAUUAUUAUUAAUUUGACUUACUAUAAAUAUUUUUAAAAAAAUUAAAAGCUUCAAGCAUAUUUUUUUUAAUUGAAAGUUAAAUAAUAUAUGUUUUAUGAAAUUGGUUAAGUUUUCUGAUGGUGGGGGUAAUUGGUGGUGGCUGAAUAUACUUUUAUGUUUUAAGAAUUGCAAAAACACAAAAAAAAUCGAAAAAAAUUAAAAGAAAAAGUUAUUUUAUAUAGAUACCUAAAUAUAUUUUUCGUAGCUUAAACUAAUUAUUUGUCAGAUUUUUAAGUAAUGAAAAUUUUUACAGUUUUAGCAAAGAUAUAUUGGUACAUACAUGUGACAGAAAUUUGGCACAAUUCUAUUAAGAUGUAUUGAUAAAUUUUUUAUCUUGAUUUGUAUUUUUUCAUAGUUUCUUCUAAUUCUUUUUCUUUAUCAUAGUGUAUAUUUUUUCUUUUCUUACUUUAGUAGUUUCCGCCUUAUCUUCUCUUUCUCUUUCUAUUUUCUCGAUUUGUUUUUCCUCUUAUUCUUGUUCUUCUGUCUCUUAUUUGCCUGCUUUUAUUUCUUAUUUCUAUUUCUUUCAUUUCUUUAUACUGUUUUUCCCUUUGUUUGAUAAUCUUUUCACUUAAGUUUUGUUCCACACUGUUUUAAGUUAUUUUAUUUACCAUAUUUCACUAAAUUUUCAUCCUUUUACGUUGUUAAAUAGAUCAAAAAUUUAAUUUUAAUUUUAUGUUCUGUUUGGUAUUUAUUAUGUCUCGUCAGUAUAUUAUUUAGUUAUUUUAAAGUAGAUACCUAAAAGUUAUGUUUUGUAUAAUAUAAUGUUUAGAAGUUAUUGUGGUUUUUUAAAAUUAAAAAGAAUCUGUUUUGCUGUUAAGCAUUUUUAAAUCUUGAUAAUCAAUUUAAUACUAUAUUUUUACAUAAAAAAUAAUUUUACAUAAAAACGGCACAGGAAUUUUUUAUAUCGAUAAUUAACCUUCCAUCAUAGUAAUCUCCCUACAUUACCUAAUCUUCGAAGCUUGUUGAAUUAAAUAAAAUAUUUAUUUGUAA
Messenger RNA from Psylliodes chrysocephalus, 3262 nucleotides. The record is from the annotation of a GenBank genome assembly. NCBI's taxonomy places the organism in Eukaryota, Metazoa, Arthropoda, Insecta, Coleoptera, Chrysomelidae.